This is a messenger RNA of Porites lobata, 570 nucleotides long. The record is from the annotation of a GenBank genome assembly. Lineage: Eukaryota; Metazoa; Cnidaria; Anthozoa; Scleractinia; Poritidae.
AUGCUUUCUGUCCAGGAAUCGAUGCUCAAGUCACUUUUCCAUUCAGUGAUUUCUUCCGUGACGACUCGUGUUGACGAUCAAUUGAAGACGGUAACUGAAUUUAAAAAAAAGUCUCGAGUUUACUCAGAGGAAUCUCGAAAAUCUCGAUACAGUGGCGACUAAACUCGAAGACGCUGAGGGUGAAAUUGGCUCCCAUCAAAAGAAUCUUGAUGAACAAAGUUCUAAGAUGGAAUAUCUUGAAAACCAGAGCAGGAGGAACAAUAGUAGUCUAGAGUUUCAGGAAUAGCGGAAUCUGUUGAUGAAACGUGGGAGAUUGUUGAAGAGAAAGUCAAGAAAGCAAUCAUGGAGAAGCUUGAUAUGGAAGUCGAUAUUGAGCGAGAACAUAGAGUGGAAAGGAAAAAGAAACCAGAGGCAGCUAAAAAAUCGGGACAGCCCAGGACCAUUGUCUGUCGCCUGAAGAACUGGAAACAGAAGGAAGCGGUGGUUAGAAAGGCCAUGAAGGAGAAACCCGUGGGCUUAUUCAUUUGUGAAGAUCUAUCCGUCGCCACAUUGGAGAAACGAGCUAAUCAA